AUGCCCGGCGCGGGUAACCUGAAUUCGGCUAAUACCGCCGCUACUCUACGAUUAGGCUUUGUUGGAAUUAGGCUUGCUCUCGUCGUGGGUGUUUGUGCGGGUGCUCCGUAUACACCGGAAAAGAAUCCAAAGGAAGUUAUACUUGGAGAUGUCAUAAUCAGUACCGGUGUUGUACAGACCGACUUUGGUCGAGAAUAUUCUGACCAAAUUAUUAUCAAGGACACUCUUGAAGACAACCUGGAACGACUCAAUGUGGAGACACGUUCUUUUCUUCAGAAGCUUUCUGGCAUACGGCCCGGAAUUCUUACCUCUUGCGGCUACUCGAGCAAGAAGGGUACGAAGCCUAUGGCUACCCUGGCGCAAAACAGGACACUUUAUACAAAUCAGAGUACCGGCAUAAACAUCAUGCGCCCAUCCAAUCUGAUGUCUGCUUGA
Molecule: messenger RNA, 435 nt
Organism: Pochonia chlamydosporia 170
Lineage: Eukaryota; Fungi; Ascomycota; Sordariomycetes; Hypocreales; Clavicipitaceae
Product: phosphorylase superfamily domain-containing protein
Exons: 1
Coding region: 1-435 (144 amino acids)
Biological process (GO): nucleoside metabolic process
Molecular function (GO): catalytic activity
Source: RefSeq, a predicted model, not a curated record